This is a messenger RNA of Ahaetulla prasina, 1506 nucleotides long. RefSeq names its product A-kinase anchor protein 12-like. The record is from RefSeq and is a predicted model, not a curated record. Gene Ontology annotation, molecular function: protein kinase A binding. Gene Ontology annotation, biological process: regulation of protein kinase C signaling; signal transduction. NCBI's taxonomy places the organism in Eukaryota, Metazoa, Chordata, Lepidosauria, Squamata, Colubridae. Gene Ontology annotation, cellular component: cytoplasm.
AUGGGAGCCGUACGGAACCGCGGAGCCCGCAAGAUGAGACCACCGCAGCGGAAGAUUCCCAGCCCGGGAGGGCAGACGCCAACGGUAACGGCGCCCGAGCCUGGAGAGCCGGGGGACUUCUCCAACGUACGAGAGUCUCUGUCUCCACGGCGCAUGUCUGGAAGAGGCUGCCAGUUUGUUGGUGAAACAAAAGCUGAAAAUUUAAUUCUGGAAAAGGAAUCUACUGAAAAUAUCAAAACCAGCCCACCAGAUUUAAAUGACAAGUCAAAUGAAGAUGAGGUACAGAAAAACACAGAUGAUGCUCAUAAACAGCUGGCAUCAGAAGAAAAAGAAGACCAACCUAGUGUAUCUCCAUCAAAUGAUGUUGGAUUUAAAAAGGUUUUAAAAUUAGUUGGAUUUAAAUUUACAAUUAAAAAGGAUAAAACAGAGACUGAACCUGUUCAGCUACUAGAUGAGGUCACAGAGAAAGUAAGGGAAAAUCCUGUUGAAGCAGAAAACAAAGAGGCAGAAAUUAAAAACAGUGGGAUUAACUCUCCAAAGUCUCCAGUAAGCCCAUUAAACAAUGACACUGCAUCACCUCUAAGGAAGUUUUUUAACCAGAGUUGGGCUGGGUUUAGAAAAAGGACAAGCUUCAGAAAAUCUAAAGAAGAAUUGUAAUCUGAGAAAGAAAAACAACAGGAAAUGGAGAAAGAUGUGACAACAGAAGUAAUAAUUGUUGAAAAAGAAUUCGAAAAAGAAAAACUGACACCAGAAAAAGAUGGGACAGGAUAUAUUAAAGGAAAUGGUGAGGAACAAAAAAAUAGAAGAAAGUUCAGAGGAGCCCAAGAAAAAAGUUGAUACUUCUGUAUCAUGGGAAAUUUUAAACUGUGUAGGCUCAUCAAAUAGAAGAAGCAGAAAAACUUAAUCUUCUGAUGAAGAAGCCAGACAAAGACUUUCUCAAAAUGAACAAAAAUCAAAUGAUGUGUACCAAAUGCUGAAGCAGUACCAGAUAUGGUAUUCAGCCAGUUCGGACCGGUUCACCCGAACCAAUAGUAACGAUUAUGCACAGUUUGGCGAACCGGCAAAUGCUGCCACUGACUGGCCCUUCCCCGCCCCUCUCCCUCACUUCUUUUUGCACUUCGCCUGCCUAGAGUCACGUCUGUGGCAUAGUUGCUGCUGCUCUCUGGUUCCCUCACUUGCUUUGACCACGCUGCCCAGUUGAUCGCUGGUGAGUCUUCCUUCGCUUCUCCCCAGCUAGCUCCCCCAUGGGCCAGCCAUGCUUGCCUGCCUUCCCCAUGGCUUUCCCGGCAGUCUAUGUGGCCAGGCCCACUUGCCUGCCUUCCCUACUCCCUUCCACGUAGCCCAUGUGAGGGAAGGAAGCCACUUUUUUUCUUUGCCUGCCUUUCGCCUUUCCCUCAUGCCAGCACCUCCCUUUCCAUUUCCCUAUUGAGCACAGUGCCCAGGAUCCUAUUUAAUGGGGAGGGGAAAUGGAGCAGCAUGAGGGAAGGAAGCCACUUUUUUCUUUAC